CCGGGGCGGGCCCGGCUCAGUCCCGGCCGCACACGGACCGACACGGCUCCCGCCGCCGCUCCCGGACCCCCCCCGACCCCCGCGGGACGGCCCCGGCCCCGGCGCCGCCGCCAUGAAGCCCCCCGGCGCCGUGGGGACUCUGCUGCGCGCGUUCGGCCGCCGCGACGGCAGCGACACGCCCCCCGCGCCCCACAGCUUCCGCGAGAAGACGUUCCGGCGGGGGGGGGCUUGUGCUGCCUGCGGGGACUCCCUCGGACCCCAAGGCCUCGUCUGCAGAGUGUGCAAAGCCACCAGCCACAAGCGAUGCGAGGCAAAGGUGACGUCGCCAUGCCAAGCUCCGCCUCCCCCCGAGAUGAGGAGGAACACGGCCCCUGCGCGGCGCAGCGAGCACCUGGGCUCCACAAAGUCCCUGAACGGCGGCCGGCAGCGGAGCACCCUGCCCAGGAGCUGCAGCCUGGAGCUGGUGACAGAGCGUCCCUUCGCCCUGGACCUGACGUACGUGACGGAGCGGAUCCUGGCGCUGCGCUUCCCGCGGGCGCUGGACGAGCCGCGCUACCGGCAGCACCUGCGCGACGUGGCACAAAUGCUCGGCCACCGCCAUGGUGACAAGUACACGCUCUUCAACCUGUCUGAGAAGCGCCGGGACAUCAGCAGCCUGAACCCCAGGGUGCAGGAUUUUGGAUGGCCGGACCUUCACGCCCCAACCCUGGAGAAGCUCUGUGCCAUCUGCCAGGCCAUGGAGAGGUGGCUGCAGGCCAACCCCCAGCACGUGGCUGUGCUGCACUGCAAGGGCAGCAGGGGCAAAGCUGGUGUCGUGGUGGCCGCCUACAUGCACUACAGCCAAGCCUCAGCUGGUGCUGCCCAGGCCUUGGGCACCCUCAGCAUGAGGAAGUUCUACGAGGAGAAGGUGGCAGCUGCUCUGCAGCCCUCACAGCAGAGGUACGUGGAGCUGUUCCGGGCUCUGCUCUCAGGCCGCAGCCGCCUGAGCAGCCGCCCCCAGUUCCUGCACCACGUGCUGCUGCCGCCCCUGCCGGCCUUCGCCCCCCACGGUUGCCAGCCCUUCCUGAAGAUCUACCAGUCUCUGCAGCUCGUUUACACCUCAGGGGUCUACCGCCCCCCGGCACCCCAAAGCCUCUGCAUCACCCUGGAGCCGGCCCUGCUGCUGAAAGGGGACGUGAUGGUCACGUGCUUCCACCGGCGCGGGGGCGCGGGAGCGCGCGAGCCCGUGUUCCGCGCGCAGUUCCACAGCGGGGCCGUGGCGGGGGCGCGCAUGGAGCUGGGCAAGGGGCAGCUGGACGGCGCGUGCGCAGACGAGCGCUUUCCCCCCGGAGCCACCGUCGAGUUCAUCUUCUCCUCCGGCCCCGAGAGGAUCAAAGAGUGGGUCCCCCCACACCCCCCCGUGCCCAUCGACUACGCGCUGGGGGACGCGGCGCUGCGGCGGGACUCGUACCAAGGCUUCAACCUGUGCCCCGAGGACAGCCCGGCGGAGCCCUCGCACACGCGGGGGCCGCUGGAUGGGAGCCCCUACGCCCGGGUGCAGAAGCCGCGGCCGCCCAGCCCCGGGGGGGGCAUCGGCCUCGAACCCUCCCCCAGCGCCGCCGUGGCCGAGCCCCUCCCGCCCGGCCGCCCCCCGCCCCCCACCGCGGCGGAGCGCCGGGAGCUGGAGCAGCUGCUGGGGGGCUUCGGGAUGGGGGGGGCACCCUUGGGGGGGCCAGAGACUGCCAUCUUGGAGGAUGAGCACCCCGAGGCUGUCCCCCACAGCCCCCACAGCCCCCCCACACCCCAGGACUCCACAGCACCCUACAGCACCCCAACACCCCUCAGGACCCCAUCACCCUACGGGACCCCCACAGCCCAGGACUCCACAGCACCCUAUGGCACCCCAACCCCCUACAGCACCCCAACAACGCCCCACGGGACCCCCACACCCUACAGCACCCCAGCACCUUACGAGCCCCCCACACCCCAGGGCUCCACAGCACCCCACGGGCCGGGGUCCCCCUGCAGCACCCUCGCCCCCCACAGCCCCCCAGCACCCUACGGGCCCCUCCUCGCUCCCCCCUGCCGCUGGCCCAGCCUGGCCUCGCCCUGCCCGUGCCACCAGUGGCCUCCCCGGCCCGGCAGCCCCCCGGGCCCCCGCCGUGGGGCUGAGGGGAGCCCGGAGUGGCGGCUCGGGGGGGGCGGGAAGCGGGGGCUGCAGCGCUCGCUCUCCGAGGGCUUCCCCCGCUGUGGCUACGGGCGCCGGGGGGGCGGCUUCGUGCUGCUGGAGGAGCUGCCCCCCCUCUGCCCCUGCCAGGACUGCCAGGCCUGGGGGGCCCCCCCACUGCUUGCCCCCCCCACACUUUACGGGGGAGGCUUAGAGCGGGCGGAGGGGAGCUGGGGGGGCCCCGCUGAAGCCCUCGAGCCCCUCCCUUGCCCCCACUGCGGCCACCGCGGGUCGGGCUCGGGUUUGGGCUUGAGCUGGGGAUCCCCCCGGCCCCCCCGGGACUCCUACGGAAAAGUGGGCUACGAGCCCCCCCGGCUGGAGGCCCGCGAGGGCUACAACAUCCCCGGGCAACCGGACCCCCGGGAGCGCGAUGAGCGGAGGAGCCCGGGCGAGGGGGGUCCCUGGCCCAGGAACCUCGAAGGUCCCGAUUCCCUGCGCCGCCCCCCCCGGGACCCCCCCCCCCAGCAGCGGCGGCGGCGCCCACGGGUGCCCCGGGGGGGGGUCCCCGGCCUCCUCACUGCCCGCCCCCCCCUUCCUCCUCCCCAGCACCGCCCCUCCCCGAGAAGCGGCACCCGCCCGCGCCGGGGGGGGCCGGGGACACGGCGACCCCCCCCCCAGCCCGUCUCCCCGAGCGCAGGGGGCACCCCGGAACGCCGGGACCCCCCCGCGCCGGGCUCUCACCCCCCCGGCGCCGCCUUCGUGCAGGACACGACCCAGUUCUGGUACAAACCCGCCCUGACGCGGGACCAAGCCGUGGCCCUGCUCCGCGCCGCCCCCCCCGGCUCGUUCCUGGUCCGGCGCAGCCGCUGCUUCCCGGGCGCCUUCGGGCUGGCGCUGAGGGUCCCGGCCCCGGCCCCCUGCCCGGCGCCCGCCUCCGGGGACCCCCAGGAGCAGCUGGUCCGGCAUUUCCUCAUCGAGACGGGGCCCCGGGGGGUCAAGGUCAAGGGCGGCCGUGACGAGCCCCAUUUCGGCAGUCUGCCGGCGCUGGUGUUGCAGCACUCCAUCACCCCCAUCUCCCUGCCCUGCGCCCUCCGCAUCCCCACCAAAGACCUGCUGGAGGAAAGUUCGGGGGGGCCCGUGGCCCCCAACGUCAGCACAGCUGGGGAGCUGCUGCGGCAGGGAGCAGCCUGCAGCGUGCUGUACCUGGGCUCGGUGCCCACCGAGUCGCUGACAGGGCCUCAGGCCGUGGCCAAAGCCGUGGGGUCGCUGCUGGCAGGGGGUGGGGAGGGAUCGCCCCCCCCGGCCCCCCCCUGCACCGUCCAGUUCAAGGUGUCAGCGCGGGGCAUCACCCUGACCGACAGCCAGCGCCGGCUCUUCUUCCGCCGGCACUACCCUGUGAGCAGCGUCACCCACUGCAGCACCGACCCCCAGGGCCGCAGGUGGGCACAGACAGGCAGCAGCAGCUCGCAGAUCUUCGGCUUCGUGGCCCGGCAGCCGGGGGGGCCGGGGGGGGCCAACGUGUGUCACCUGUUUGCGGAGCUGGACCCGGAGCAGCCGGCAGCCGCCAUCGCCGCCUUCGUCAGCCGCGUCCUGCUGGGCACCCGCCGGCCCUGACACCCCCCACGCGGGGGGAGACACGGGGAAGGGCCCCCCUGCACCCCCCCUUCCCAGCAAUAAAGGCCACGGGCUGUAGG
This is a messenger RNA of Colius striatus (speckled mousebird), 3840 nucleotides long. RefSeq names its product tensin-2-like. The record is from RefSeq and is a predicted model, not a curated record. Gene Ontology annotation, biological process: peptidyl-tyrosine dephosphorylation. Lineage: Eukaryota; Metazoa; Chordata; Aves; Coliiformes; Coliidae. Gene Ontology annotation, molecular function: protein tyrosine phosphatase activity; protein binding.